CAAUAACAAAAGACUAAGUACAAACGAUAUAUUUUACCAUUAAACCACGUUAUUACGAUGUCUUGGUUUAAUCUCUGGGAUGGUCUAAAAACAAAGACCUGUAGAUACCUCUUGCAAAGGUAUUUAGGUCAGUUUUUUGAAAAUAAUCUUAACUUGGAACAGUUAAAAGUUGAUCUCUAUAACGGAAAAGCUGUUGUGGAAAAUAUUUCAUUAAAAGUUAAGGCUCUCAAUGAUUUGUUUGAAGACCAGGGCUGGGCUUUUGAAGUAAUUUCCGGGCAUAUUGGAUGUUUAACGGCAAUGGUACCGUGGAAUGCUCUUAUGACAAACGAUAGCUCCCUUAAUAUUUCUAACUUGACAAUAACUUUGAGACCAGUCACGCGUUGUCAAAGUGGAACAACUAUGUUAGAAUCCAUGUGGUCUUCCGUUAGUAGUUCAAUGCAAAUGGCGGAAGAAUGCAUGAAGCAAAUUGAUGAUGACGUACCAUUUUUAAACCACAACAAUACCUUGAUUGGCUUGGAAAAGUUUGCGGAGACCAUUGAUAACGUUCUAAAUCGUAUUCAUGCAAACUUAACUAAUACAACGAUUAACAUUGAAUGUAAUUUGCCUAAGUCUGCCAAACAGCUUAUUAUAUCAUUCAAAGCGAAUCAUAUCGAAUAUAAAAAUCAAACUGGAUAUGGAACUAAUGCUUCUUCAAAUGAAGAAUCAGGGAGUAAUAGCCAUAGCACCGAUCAAGGUUCUAAUUUCACAUCAUUACCGAUGAUUGCUAAGCAUAACUUAGUUACCAAUGAACUAACGAUAUAUACUUCAGAAAUAUUUGACAGCAAAAGUAACAAAGCAGGGAUGGUGUCUGUUGGGCGCCUUUGCAAAAUUGUGGAAUUUAAGGGAUGUCAACAUUUUAAGAUAAGCGUCAAACAAACUGAAAACGUAUCUGGCCCGAAAAUUAACUUAGAAGUUUUAAUAGGCGACAUUUAUUUUAUGUUAACCCCUCGCCAAACACACCUGUUAAUCCGUAUAUUCAAAGGAUUUGAUAAAGUGCGCCCAAAAGAAAGGAUGAAAAAAAAAUAUUCUGAUUUGAAAACUGACAUUAAAAAUGCACCAUUCAACACAAAAAUGACUGGCAUUGUUGAGAAGGACAAGGAUUGGUGCACUGAAGCAGAUGUUUAUAGGAAAUCUCAACAAAUAUAUCCUGAUAAAAUGUCAAAAAAAAACGAAUCAGUUAUAUCUUCGACAUCUACAAACAGCAUAACUACGUCCUGUAGCAAUGCUCAGAUUAAACAGGAAUCCGAUGAAAAAUGUGGGGAGAUUUUAAAGUUUAAGUUGCAAAUAUUCAAAAUUGUAUGGGUUAUCCUACAUAACGAUAUUCUGUUCGAAAACAAUACAAACGAUAUUCAGCCAAAUUGCUUAUACACUAAUGAAAGUUUCUCGAACUAUUUGGAAAUUGCCAAUAUUUUUUUUCAAGCAACAAACAAGGAAAAAGUUGUGAAGGAAUGUUAUAUUCCAAUACCCAAAAAUAACUAUCUGUUGUUGAUAGUUUCAUCAUUAUUAGUCACCGGAAAUCAGCAAAGAUUUUGUAAUGAAUUGUCUUUAAAGACAACAUUAUCAGCAACAACGUUGGACUUCAGUGAAAUCCUUGACAAAGCCAACAAUCACUUAAUUUUGUUCGACAGAAAAAAAAAUUGCCGUGAGGGUUAUCACACUCGACCGGAAAUUAUUCUCUCUCAUAUUUCGUCGUAUCUUUUUAAACAAAACCACAACAGAAGUAGCAAUAAAAUUGAAUGCACUUUAGACGACUGUACUACAGAGCUUGAUAUUUCAAUUUAUGAUAGAUUAAAAGCUUUAUUUAAAGUAUCUCCAUUCAUGGAAGAUGAUAAUACGGAUGAGAAAAUAUUGGAAAAUGACAAUCUAAUGGAUAUACAAAUUAAAUGCAAAUCAUUAAAACUACAUUUAAGGUUUCCAAUAGUUAAUGGAGGCCUGCUUGAGAAUCGCGAAAAUUACCCCUGUUUGAAAAAAUAUAUAAGAAGGGACUAUCUCUCAUUUGAUUUCCGAAAUAUACUAAUUCAGUGUAAAUCAUAUAUUUGUGUGAUUGUGGACGAAAUCGAUGGAUAUUAUUGUGAUGAAGCCAACGAAGAAGACAUUAAAGUCUUGCAAUGUUCGUACCAAAACAAAUUGGAUUGUUUAACUGAGAACGACAAGAUUUGUUUAAGUAUCCAUAACUUUAUGAAGGAUGGGAUAAGAAUGCCUUCCCAAAAGCGCACAAAAGAGAAGUUUAAAUCACCGUUUAGUUCUAAAUGUUCAUAUGGCUACUCAUCUCACAUUGAAGGAUUUCACGACAGUACAGAUAAAAGCGAUUUCUUUUUACCCGGAGAUACUGACGAAAUAAACGAAUUCUGUAAAAACUGCAAGGAUUCAUCUAAUAUCGAAAUUUCUGCGUUUGUUCCAAACGUUAAAAUUGUUAUAGAAUCUAAAAAACUUUAUGAAAUCAUUUAUAACCGGCUAAAUGGUGACCUUUUUAUGUGGGAACCACAAUCUGCAACAAUAAAGGAUGAUAACAACGUGUGCUCCUUUGAAUUAUACGUUAAGGAAGGAAUAUGCAUAAUCUAUACAAAUGUUCAAGAUUUAGAAAAGACAGAUCAAAUAUCUCCACGUGGAAAAUUGCAAUGGAAUUUAAAAGACUUCCGAUCAUUUAUGGUGACUGCACUAAAUAACGACAAGAAUUUGGGAUAUUUUUGUGUUCAAAUAAAAGAUAUUGAUGUUUAUCACUGUGGACAAACCGUCGAAGAUUUAGCAAUUGCGUGGAGUGAUGUUAUUGAUACAAAUUUAAUACGGAUAAUUUCCAAUAUUCCCAAGGAAAAAAGAGUGACAAAUAAUCGCAAUGAAAUUAUAUCAGUUGUUGCUGAAUUGAAAAAGCAGCCGGAUAAGCGUUUAAAGAGAAUAAAGCUUGCGUUUGGAAUAAACGGAGUCAAUCUAUUGCAUAAACCUGUACUCUCAAUUCAUAAUUGGAUCUAUCAACUACUGGAUUUCCUAAAUAUAACAGACUAUCCUAUUGAAGCAUAUGAGCCAUACGCGCUUGUGUCGGAAAUCCAGGGCCAUGUAUGGAAUUUUGCAAUGGAAUAUACGCCAAAAUACUUAUCUUAUCGGGCAUUACUUCACAUUGGGUAUUGUUCAUUUAGUAGCAACAUUAUAUAUCCUAUGACCGGAUGUACUUUACGACUGAUAAGUGAAGAUUGCGUUCUGUCAAUUGGCCAAACAGCUAAAGCUGCCAACAACGUUGAGGAGUUUAUGACUCACAUUAGUGAUACUGGCUUAGUACCUGUUUUGAAUGUUGGAUUACUUAAUUUUUCUAUACAUCUUAAUGAGAAGAGUAAAUCAUACGCAAAGAUUGACCUGAGAUCUUCAAUUCAUGAUAUGCAUUUAAAAACAUGUUUUGAUUCAGCGGAUGCAUUAGCACAACUAAUUGCAUAUAUUGCUAACGAUAAAGAUUUAAAGUCAAAAGAUAAUAAUUUCUACGAGUUAAAAAAAGCUGUUAGCACACCAGUACGAAAUUUUGACCAUAAUAAUGACGAAACGCUGUAUCAUAUUAAUAAUCUUAUGGCCGACGCAGUAAAAGAUGUCAACACGCACAGCAACAGUAAAAUAACUGAAAUAAAGAAAAAAAGUUUUGAUAUCAGUAAUAUUUUAGAUUUUGAAUCGAACGAAUUUCUUGAAUCAAAUUUAAAUUGCGGCAUAAAUGAACAUUCUCUUUCACAAGUCCAAGCGGAACUUGGAGCAACAUCAUCGCUUAAUGCAUCGAUAUCAGAGGAAAAAGAGUAUCACGUUAUACAUGAGGAAGACCUUUUUUUUAUGGAUAAUUUUGGUAUCGAGAAGAUAUACGUCUCCGAAGACCCACUCCAAAUAGUUGACAAUCACUUCAGCUUACCCAGUGAAAAAAUUGAUCUCCUACGACCUCAUUCGUGUUUUCCAAUACCUGAGGAAAGCUAUACAUUAUGUGAAAUGACAUUUACUUGGCAUCUGUUUGGAGGAAAAGAUUUUCCAGAAUUUAUUAUUAGCCACAAGUCAACAGAUAAUACGAGACGAGGGAUUCUUGGCUGGAAUAAAUUAUUUGAAUUUGUAAGUAAAGAAUGGCUAAAAGACAUAAAGAGAAACCAACUGCCAAAUAUAUUAAGUGGAAUCGGACCAACUAAUGCUGUUAUACAACUGUUUCAAGGUUUCUUUGACUUGUUUAGACUUCCCUUGCAACAAUAUAAUAAGGAUGGAAGAAUUAUCCGUGGUUUUCAAAUGGGCGCACAAAGCUUUAGUGCCCGCACUGCGUUCGCAGCACUUGAGAUAACUUCUAGGAUAAUUCAUUUACUACAG
Drosophila montana is the source of this 4353-nucleotide messenger RNA. It is a transcript of the gene Atg2, whose product is annotated as Autophagy-related 2. Gene Ontology annotation, cellular component: phagophore assembly site. The transcript is spliced from 17 exons. The record is from RefSeq and is a predicted model, not a curated record. Lineage: Eukaryota; Metazoa; Arthropoda; Insecta; Diptera; Drosophilidae. Gene Ontology annotation, biological process: piecemeal microautophagy of the nucleus; reticulophagy; autophagy of mitochondrion. Gene Ontology annotation, molecular function: phosphatidylinositol-3-phosphate binding. The annotation marks the transcript as partial.